UGACAGCAACUGCUGCCAAUCGGCAAUCAACACACAUGAAGCACAAGGAAUCUAAGAACCUUUUUCAUUUGUUUUUGGUCAUAGCAGCUCGUGUCCGAUUCGUUUAAAGCCAAAUAUAUAUUAAAUAUAUAUCAAAAUGCCAGAAUUGACGGAAAUCACAAACGAAACUCCCGCCAAGGUUGAGGAAACUGAAGCACGCAUCGAAGACGAUGACGAUGAUGAUUCAGACACUACUAUUCCUGAAUUGGAAGAUACAGGAAACACUGCUGCCGCCCUCGGUAAAGAAGAAAUCGAUCUAGUGUCAAAGGCCAAACAAUCACGUGGUGAAAAGAAGGCUCGCAAGAUUAUGUCGAAAUUGGGAUUGAAACCAGUGUCAGGCGUUAAUCGAGUCACCAUUCGUAAAUCAAAAAAUAUCCUCUUCGUCAUCAAUAGCCCGGAUGUGUACAAAAACCCGCAUAGCGAUACGUACAUUGUGUUUGGUGAGGCUAAAAUCGAAGAUUUAUCGCAACAAGCCCAAUUGGCUGCUGCUGAAAAAUUCAAGGGACCCGAACCAACCGUUGGCACUGCCGAUUCAUCCGGUACCAAUGCAACCGUUGCACCAAUCGCCGAAGAAGACGAAGAAGAAGUUGAUGAAACUGGCGUUGACGAAAAGGAUAUCGAAUUGGUUAUGUCACAGGCAAAUGUUGCCCGAGCAAGAGCUAUUCGCGCCCUCAAGAACAACAGCAACGAUAUUGUAAAUGCGAUUAUGGAACUUACAAUGUAAUUUAAUUAAGCAUGAACAGCAUACACAAGAGAAAAAGAAAAAUACAAACACACACACAUAAAAAUGAAUCACAGAAAAAACGUUGAUUACAAAAAAAAAUUUAACACGUUUCUCGUUUGUUUUACUACGUGCUUCGUUUGGUCUAAUGAAACAAAGAAAAUUUUAUGACACAACGACACACACACACACUAGAAAUCCAACAGGAAAUCGAUGAAAAACAAAUAAACUAAAGCAUUAAAACCAAAACUCACAAAUCUCA
Sitodiplosis mosellana (orange wheat blossom midge) is the source of this 1022-nucleotide messenger RNA. It is a transcript of the gene Nacalpha, whose product is annotated as nascent polypeptide-associated complex subunit alpha. The coding region runs from base 137 to 763 and encodes 208 amino acids. The record is from RefSeq and is a predicted model, not a curated record. Gene Ontology annotation, biological process: protein targeting to membrane. The transcript has 3 exons. Lineage: Eukaryota; Metazoa; Arthropoda; Insecta; Diptera; Cecidomyiidae. Gene Ontology annotation, cellular component: nascent polypeptide-associated complex; cytoplasm.